Kuraishia capsulata CBS 1993 is the source of this 1683-nucleotide messenger RNA. RefSeq lists its product as uncharacterized. Gene Ontology annotation, molecular function: ubiquitin protein ligase binding; protein-macromolecule adaptor activity. Bases 1 to 1683 code for a protein of 560 amino acids. Gene Ontology annotation, biological process: ubiquitin-dependent endocytosis. The record is from RefSeq and is a predicted model, not a curated record. NCBI's taxonomy places the organism in Eukaryota, Fungi, Ascomycota, Pichiomycetes, Pichiales, Pichiaceae. Gene Ontology annotation, cellular component: cytosol; plasma membrane; cytoplasm. The transcript has a single exon.
AUGGUGUCUUCUUGUGAUUUGAGCGUACGCAUUGACAAGACCGCCACUGGUGGUACUUUCACCAAUCAUGAUAUCCUAAAGGGCCGGGUAUCGCUAAAGGUGCGGUCUGAUAUUGCGUUGAGUUCGAUACACGUCAAGCUGGAGGGUAUUUCCAAGACAGUGAUAGAGAUACCGCGAGAGGUUGGCAACGGAAAGAAGCCCAAGAACAAGCCGUUGAUAGAGGUCCACAGACUGCUAUAUGACACAUUGAUGGUCUGGCCUUCCGCUGAGCUCCGGAGGGUUUCCAGUUCCAAGGAGUUCACGCUUGUUCCAGGAGAUUACGAGUUCCCCUUCCAGUUCACCAUCCCACUGAAGAAUCGGUGUUCUAAUAACAAAUCGCUGACGGGGAUCUCGAACAGGUUCCAGUUUAUCAAUGGGUUCAGUUCUCCAGGAACAAACACCUCCAUCGAGUUUGUCAGUGAGGCUUCGAGGCACGUCGAGACUACACUUCCUCCGUCGCUGAGCGGGCUCAACGACUUUGCUACCGUCAAGUACUUCGUCAAGGCCACUGCCAAACGGCCUUCUCUGCUCAAGAUGAAUUUUCGCUCAUAUGACCCAUUCAUCUUUCUUCCGGUGGACUUUCCUAACGUAAUGCUGGACCAACGGCAGUGUUUCACGCGUCGUGAUUUCGUUUUCAAGCAGAAAUACCCAGAGAUUGUGGCUUUCCACGAGAAGGCUGAUGCUCCCCUAAGGGUUGCAGCGGCCAGAAGGCCUUCUGUUCCCACUACUCCCCGAAGGAGAUCGUCCUCGAGCUUUCUGAAGUCGAUAUUCAACCUGGAUGAACCUGCACAGCCUACUCAGGUUUCGCAACCUGCGCCUCAAAAGUCCCCCGCGAAGCAAAAGGACUACUACGAGGCUUAUGAGAUGCCAAAAGUGGAUCCCAUAGACCUUCCCGUGGGUUUUGAGGCGCGAUUCAGGUAUCCUGCUUUCGUGAUCCCCACCAGGCCACCCAACUAUAAGCUUUACCUGAUGACGAAACUGGCUCCCAAACGUUUCGAGCUCGUGAAUGGUCAGAGCUCAGGACUGGGCUACGUGUUUGUGAAGUCCCUGAAAUUUGAGUUGAUCUCAACAACAACGGUGUUGAUACAGGGCCACAGGAGGCAGAUUGUCACUAAGGAGAACGUUCUCACUUUGGGUGGGAUCAACUGCAAACUUGACCUCAUGAAGGCCCGAAAGUCCAAAGCAUUGGAUCCAAAAACUGGUGGUGCGCUUUACGAGCUGGAAAUCCCAAAAGAUAUCUACAGUGGAGCUGUUCUUCCCGACCAUAUAGCACCCACGUUCAAGACCUGCAACAUCUCGCGCAAAUAUAGGCUUCUGGUCACGGGCGGGUUUUCGGCCACUAAAACAGGACCGGUGAUUGAAGUUGGUCUGGAUACCGAAAUAACAGUUUUGAGUGGGUUGCAACUAGUCCAGGACAACUCCAUGCCUUUGGUGAGUCCCCAGGCCAUCCAUGAAGACGAAGGCUCAUGGUCCAGUAUAAGUACGCCGCCACAAUCGCAGACGCAACAGCAGUCUUUCUACAAUGUCGACGCCAACAAUUCAGAGAGUUUGCCUACGUAUGAACAGGUUCUGCGCCAGGAAGACCAGGAUAACCACAGGCGGAGGUUCGAGCAGAGCGACCAGUACUAUACGAAUCUCGAGUGA